Molecule: messenger RNA, 1008 nt
Organism: Vicia villosa (hairy vetch)
Lineage: Eukaryota; Viridiplantae; Streptophyta; Magnoliopsida; Fabales; Fabaceae
Exons: 3
Coding region: 1-1008 (335 amino acids)
Biological process (GO): meristem development; meristem maintenance
Source: RefSeq, a predicted model, not a curated record
AUGAUACAAAAUGGGAUGCUGAUGGAAUUUGUAGAGAGGUGGCAUCCAGAGACAUUGUCAUCUCAUCUUCCUCGCUGUGACAUUACCAUCACUCUUGACGACAUUGCAUGCCUGAUGCAUAUACCUAUCAGGGGUAUCCUCCUUAGUCACGGCACUCAACUGUUUGUGGACACGAGCUCGUCGUACACAAACGUCGUUUACCUGACGUACUUAUCGAAUAUCGCACUUGUCCGGGAGUACAACUGGGGAGCGGCUACACUAGAGUACACCUACCACAAACUCGGCGAGGAAUGCCUUUGGAAGGGUUUGAUACUACAGCACUUCCCAGAUAUUAUUGGCUGGGGAGAGGUGUCGGAUUAUACCGAGUCCAUGCCACGUGCUAGAGCCUUCGUCCCCCUCAGAGGGAACCGGGUGUCGGAUCCUAACAGGCAUUGUCUUAACCGUAUGGCCGCUGAGGACUUCCGAUAUAAAUUCUAUGAUGAUCACCGUGAGACGGUUCUGUGGGAUGACAUUGCCCUAUAUUCUGGAUGGUUGGCUGCCAUUUCGACCAUUAUUGUUCGUUAUCUUCUAGAGCGCGUCAUGCGUCAAUUUAGCUACCAGCAGACGAUAUCUCGCCACCCUUCUGACUCUGCUUAUAUCGCCAUGACCAGUCAGCAGCUAGAUGAUGUUUUUGUAGACUGGGAGCAUCACAUUGUUCCUGACGAGGCUCGGGAGACCAGAUCAGAGGUAGAUUGGAGCUACGUCAAUGGGUACAUCAACUGGUACUACAGAGUGUCACACUCAUACAUGAUUCCCACUGCACCAGGAUCACCGCCUAGACCAGCCCACGAGGAGAUUUUGCGGACUUAUCAGACUCAAUUAAACCACACUCAGGAUGUUCUUCCUUGGUGUCGUCAGAUAGCUGACAUGGGGAGGGCAUGCAUUGCAAAUGGUUUCUUUCCUGAGAGGUCUAAUGACAGGUGUGUAGUGGAUGGUAUGAUUAGGCUGGCAAAGGAGACAUUUUUGUAG